CCACCUUUUCUUCUGAUUCUCAGGAAAUACCAGCUGGAAAAAGAAUAAUGGAACGUUGUCUAGAUGAAAAUUGUAACUCCACUUGCCCAGAUAUUCCCUAUGAAGAGAGUCAGACACUUCUGGUUGCUGUUUACAGCAUUGUUUUUGCUAUAGGCCUUCCAGCAAAUUGCUUAACUUCUCUGCUUACAUUUGUACAAAUCCAAAGGAAUAAAGUGGUUGCCAUCUACAUUUUCAGUUUAUCAUUGUGUGAGCUGAUGUAUUUAAGCACCUUGCCUUUCUGGAUUAUCUAUGUGAAAAAUGGACACAAGUGGACCAUGAGUGACACUGCUUGCAGAGUAACAGGAUUCAUCUUUUUCUGCAAUAUCUACAUCAGCAUUCUGCUUUUGUGCUGCAUCUCUCUGGAUCGUUACGUGGCACUGGUGUAUUCUCUGGAAUCAAGAGGGAGAAGAGGACAGAAAAAGGCCAUCAUAAUAGUCUGUUUUCUCUUUGCUGUGGUUGCAGUAAUCCACACUCCAGUAUUUUAUAUGGAAGAUAAGCAAAAAUGUACAGAUAUGAAAACCUGCUUUGAGACAGUGCCCCUUAACAUUUUAUUGGCUUCUUUCAGCUUUGCUAGAUUCCUAUUUGGAUUUGCCAUACCCUUCACAAUCCUCAUUUUUACAAACUACAAAAUUUUCCAAACUACAAAAAGAAGCAGCAGUUUGACUUGUCGCCAGAAAGCCAAAGUGAAGUAUGUGGCUAUUGCCAUUAUUGUUAUUUUCUUGAUCUGCUUUGCUCCAUACCAUGUGGUGCUCAUAAUAAGAGCCAUAUACUUUAUGUUUCAUCAGGACUGCCCGUGUCCAUUUGAAAAUAAGAUAUAUUCAGUUUUUACAGUGUUUCUGUGUUUAGGCACUGCAAACGGUGUUGCUGAUCCAAUCAUCUAUGUUCUGGUCAGUGAAAAUGUCAGAGAAGACUGUUAUAGGAGCCUGAGAAGAUGGAGAUGGAACUCAUCCAAGCUGAAUUCAUCCAUUGAUCACAAUACUGACAGCAGAAAAUUGGAAACGCCAAAAGAAUCAGAGGAAGGGGGCCAAAGAAAAGAAAACAAAGAAAUAAGAGAUUCAUCCAACAUUCAGAAGGCCUGUAAUAGUGGCAGAGACCAGGAAAGUGGCACCUAGCUGGUAGCUGCUGGAACAAGUAAGUUCCCAAUGCCAGCUGAAGGACACAAGUUUUUACACGCUGACAUCAUCUUGUGCAUCCUGCAUGGGCCAUUAACUCCUUGAGGACACUAUGGGAGCAAUAAUUCACAUUUCUGUUUGUCUCCUACGAUAAACUUUGCCCACCAGUAUCAUUGGUGAAAAUACUGCUUUGCGAAGGAUAUGUGGAUAAACUAAGUAAUUUACAUUGACUCAAAUUGGGAUCUUAAAAGCUUAUUUUUUUGGACUGACUCUUUCUCAUUUGAAAUAAAACCAAAAUUUUAAAAAGCACUGCUGAGGAAGACAAUGUACCAUUCCUAUGAUUGAAAUUUUUGCUUCUUGAGGAGGUACAUGUUCAGGUUCUCAUACAUGUGCUCUGUUGUUAACAUUUGUGGUUAACCAGUGGAAAAUAUUAAAAAUGAGUAAGUUGUUCAACAAGA
Molecule: messenger RNA, 1609 nt
Organism: Cyanistes caeruleus (blue tit)
Lineage: Eukaryota; Metazoa; Chordata; Aves; Passeriformes; Paridae
Gene: GPR132
Product: G protein-coupled receptor 132
Biological process (GO): negative regulation of G2/M transition of mitotic cell cycle; G protein-coupled receptor signaling pathway; G1/S transition of mitotic cell cycle
Cellular component (GO): membrane
Molecular function (GO): G protein-coupled receptor activity
Source: RefSeq, a predicted model, not a curated record